This is a messenger RNA of Cebus imitator (Panamanian white-faced capuchin), 10788 nucleotides long. It is a transcript of the gene TGFBR1, whose product is annotated as transforming growth factor beta receptor 1. Gene Ontology annotation, molecular function: ATP binding; activin binding; activin receptor activity, type I. Gene Ontology annotation, cellular component: plasma membrane; activin receptor complex. NCBI's taxonomy places the organism in Eukaryota, Metazoa, Chordata, Mammalia, Primates, Cebidae. The coding region runs from base 4925 to 6394 and encodes 489 amino acids. Gene Ontology annotation, biological process: activin receptor signaling pathway; transforming growth factor beta receptor signaling pathway; heart development. The record is from RefSeq and is a predicted model, not a curated record. The transcript has 9 exons.
GGUAGAGGUUGCAGUGAGCUGAGAUUCCACCAUUGCACUGCAGCUGGGACAACAAGAGCAAAACUCUAUCUCAAAAAAAUAAAAAUUAAAAAAAGUGACAGAAGUAAUGGAAUUUAUCUGGAAAAAAGAUGUUUAUUCUGAUGCCCUAAAUUCAGGGGUGAAAUAUUACCUGGACUAGAGGAAAAUUUUGUGUACAUUAUAUGGUGUCAUCUGUUUUGACAAGCUCACUUUGAUAUUACUGCUGCAGGGUAGCCCAAGAGGGUUGAAUUGAAAAUAACUGAGUAUUUUGAGGAACAAAACCUAGGAUAGUAGGCUGGAGGGAGCUGGAUGUCAGGGUUUUAGCCACGUAUACAGAAAUAAGUAACAUAUUUAAUACAAGAAAGAGGAGACUAUAUAGUAUGCUUUACUUCAGAGGUGGAUGAGGAAGAAGAGAGGACACAUCUCCUUGAAAAAGGGGCAUGGUGUUGAGAAUGGAGAAAAGAGGGAAGGCAGAUUACUCAGAAGAACUGGGGUAGAGGAAUAGGUUGGAUGAUAAAAAGGGCUGACACUAGUCCCUGAAAGGAUUUUUUAAAUAACUUCUAACUUUUGCCUUCACCUUUGCCAGCAGUGGUGUGAUCUGCUUUCAGCUGUGGAGAAACAAACUGAAUAAAGGACAUUGUGCAUGUUAGGUCUUUUAUCAAAAACCAAUUUAUCAAAAAACAAUGCCAUUUAUUUGCCUGUUGGUACAUGUUUGUAAUAUUUGGAAAUACUCUCACUGCAAAGAAAAGUAUAGUUGUGCUGUAAUGGGCAGGGUGAGGAAAAUAAGGGUCAUCACCAGCAAAGUCAGAGUGGUGAAAAGACUGGAUUUUAAACACUCAGCUUGACUUUGUAUAGAUAAGUAAGUCAAGCAGAGUGUUCCCUGCAUGCAGUUAAAAUACAAGCUUGGAGCACAGGUAAAAGGCCAAGUGCAAAGUAUGUUGGGAAGUGUAGUGUCCUAUAAACUAAUAAAGAGUGGCAUUCUGUCUCAUAUCCUGAAACAUUUUGAAAACACUAUUGAAUUUGACCAGAAGGGCAUUGCUAGUGAAUUUCAAAGAGAGAUUUCAGUCGAUUUCUGAAUUGAAGGAAGAUGUAUGAUGGAAGAAUGGAAAAGGCCAAUAACAAGGGUUGAAAAAGGAAAGAGUUUUCAAGCAUAUGCAUAAAAAGAGUAUGGGUAGGUUGUAUAGAUGAUGACACACUAAGCCCGGGAAGACAAGGUUUCUGAUGCUAAUUUUUAUUUCUUUAACAAGGGUGAUAGAAAUGUUUGUUCCAUAUAUUAGUACUAUGUACAGCUGUCUAUCUCUCAGCUUUUCUAGCAAGACAUACGGGCUUGUGAAUUAACCCUGGGUAUCCCUGGCAUUAGGUAGAAGUAAUAGUACUUCCAUGUGUGGCCUCGAGACAUACUGAAAUGAGGCAACCAAGGAAAUCCUUUAUAUUGGGACCAACAGCCAAGAUCUCAGCUUGGGAUGUUAACCUGAGAGCUGUUAACCUGAUACUAUAAUUCUGUGGAUAAUAAUCCGAAGGGUCCUGUUGUCUCUUUUUCCUCAUGUCACUUCCUUUGAUGUACCAAAUGUCACAUACUAACAUCUGCAAACUUUGAAAAUUCUGAUUUAUUCUGCAAUGUUUGGAAAUUUCACUGCUAGUAAUUGUAUUUCCUGGCAUGGGUCUGAUAUAAUUUUCUGUGUACAUAGUAGCUUUUCGUUUUAGUGCCGAAUCAUACUGAAAUCCUUGUUCAACCUAAGUUAAAGUCUAGUUGCAAGGGAGCUACCAAGGCAAAUAAUUAAAGUAAUGGUGAAACGAAUACAAGUCAAACACCCUAAUCCGAAAUUCUGCCACAAGUGGAAAAUUCUACACGUAAGUACUUUAACACAAACUUUGUUUCAUGCUCAAAAUUAUUUAAAAUAUUAAAUUACCUUCAGGCUAUAUAUGUAAAGCAUAUAUGAAACAUGAGUGAAUUUUAUAUUUAGACUUGGUCCCAUUCCCAAGAUGUCUCAAUGCAGAUAUUCCAAAAUCUGAAAAAAAAUCCCAAAUCCAAAACACUUUUGGUCCUGAGCAUUUUCCAUGAGGGAUAUGCAACUCGUAAUACCUUCUUUGUAUAGCCAAGUUUGCACAUACAUAGGUUAUGGCAACUCAUCAUGUCUUAACCUUUCAGUAUUUUUACUUUGAUUGUAAAUUGUAUCCAGAUUUUAGAAAUGUAAAGCUUAGAGAAGUGUGCAUCUCAAAACUAAGAAAACUGUGCCUACUAUUAGAGAUUGGGGCAUGGAAACAAAGUUGGACAGUGUAGUAGAAAGGUAUGUAACAGGGGAUUUGGUUCUUAUUUUUGUUAUCAAGUGGAGGAGUCAACUGUAGAAGUCUAAACCAAAUCAGGUCCACCUGGGAGUCUAAAGUUUAGAGUUACUUAGCAUGUGGAUAGCGAUACAGCAAAUAGUUGCAUAGAUUUUACUUGUGGGGUGGUGAUGAUAAUAUCGUGGGAAUUCACAUCCACCUUGUAAUCUGGAUAGAAUAUUGGUAUAAAUCAUUUUGGUUUUCUUUCUUUCUUUUUUUUUUUUUAAUCAUUUUAGUUUUCUUAAGUUUUGGUUUCUUCAUUAAUAAAAUGACAGAACUGAAUUACCUAGAUGAUAUUCAAAGUUUCAUGUGGUUCUGUUAGUCUGGUAUUCUACAGCGGAAUUUUGUCACUACUUUUGGGAAGAAGUUUACCUUUGGUGGCCUACAAAUAAAAAUCACAUUGGAACAAUGCCAUUUAUCAUAUGGGAUGAUUCUGUGUGUUUAUAUAAUCAUUAAUGUUAGUUUCCAAAUGUGUUAAUGUACAGUAUCUCAUUUGAUUAGCUCAGUCAUGUGAUGAAAUAGGUCAGAAAGGUAUUAUGUUCGUUUUCCUGGUGAAAUGAAACAUGGUGGUUAGCCUCUUGAACAAUUUAAAUUUGAUCAUCUUACUUGGUAUGCUUGGUAUCCUCUAAGGAUGAAAUCCUGCCAUUGAGAAAGAAAACCCAGUCAGGAAAGCUUUCUCACCUUCAUCUAUCUAGCAAAUUAUACAUAUUCUCCAAGUUCUGACUUGAAUGCUGCCGAAGCUUUUCUUGAUAAUCUCUUCUACCUCAGCAGAGUAGAAACACUUUGAUCAUUCUCCUUAGGACUCAGGAUUUUAAUUAUCUGUUUAAUGCCUUUCUCUUCCACCCUAGUGAACUACUCAAGUGCAAAUACCUUGUCUUAUUUAUCCCUAAACCUCAUAGCCCAGACUGUACCUGGCAUAUAGAGAUGCUUAGUAAAUAAUUGCAGAAUCAAAUGAAAGAGUUAAAGUGAUGGGCUGGAGUUGUGGAUUAAGGAGAACUUGGGCUUUGGGCUAAUGGGAAGGAGAUGUCAUUGUAUCCCUUUUUUAGAUUGAAAUUUUGCCCUGUAUGUGCAUUUAAAAAUUAAAAACCUAGUUGAAUAAAAGGGGUGGGUAACCAGGGGCCAAAUCUCUCUAUUAAUAAAAUAAAUUUGAAAUUGUUAAGAAAAUGUCAAUUAAAACCCAUAUGUUCAUGGAAAAGUUUAAAUUCCCGUUUUAGUUUUUCCCUAAAUGAUUUUGCCGUAUCAUGUAACAGCAGUCUGUAGUCAAACAAGACUGAUUUCAAGUGGAGAAAUAGAAUUUUUUAAUUCCCUGGAGGGAGAAAUCUUUGCCCAGUUAAGCUUUGUGUUAUCUAGAUGUUUUUAUUUGUCUAGUGACCUCUUCUUCUUACUGAAAAAGUAGUUAAGAGAAACCCUUUAGCACUGACUUUUUCAAGUUUACUGUAAUGUAAUGACCCCCUUGAAAGAAGUACAGAAUGUAUUUUUGAUAUGUAUUUUUCAUAAUGUUACUUAAAUUCUGUAGACGUGAAACUAGAUAUAAAACCCUUAUGUUCUUGGCUCAUGCACCACUAUAAACCAAAUCUGCAAAUUAAAUACAAAGGCAACUAUCAAAAAAACAAAAUUCAAAUGAAUACAGUUAUUCAGUGUGACAGAUGAUGUUUAGGUUUCACAGUAGAAAAAAGUAACUUUAGGUCUAAUUCCAUUUUAAAUCUGUUUCUGUAUUUUAACUUCAGUGAUAAUAAAAGCUGUGAGCAGUGCCUCUUCUCAUCAGUAAUAUUAUGCAGGAGAGUAUUAAUGACUUCAAAGCUUUAUGGGUAUGUUCAGAAUGAGACAUCGUACCUAAUCAAAACACUUGCCAGCAAGCAUUCCUCAAAUAUAGGCUUAUAAGUUUUACAGAAAUGUCAGCUGUUUUAUUUAUUGGAAGAUAUAGUUAAUAUUAUGACAUUAUUAAAAUCUUCAUUAAAUGAUUUUCUAAACCAGUUAUUGCUGGAAAUGAGAAUGGAAAAACAUCAUUGCAUUUACAAUUACAUUUACUGCUAACAAAUAUUUGCAGAUUUUACUACACAUAUAGGACCCAUAGAACACUUGCAUAUAAUAAAGUGCACAUAUGAUAUUGGCUGUUAGGCUAUUGGCUUUUGAAUAUGCAUGCCAUGCCUGUAUUGCCAUAUGCUCUGAUGAUUUGAGUUCCUUUUAUUUUUUACUCUUUCUUUUAGAAUGACCAUGAAACUUACGCUGUGUGUAGUGUGCCACAAGGACAUUUGGCUGAAGGAGAUCUUCACACAGCUGAAGAAGCAGCAGUGAAAGCCUAGUGCCCGUGUUUAGAUAGUGGCUACUCAUGAUCUUGAAUGUUUAUCCUUAUUUUUGUAUUAUCUUUGAAAUGAAAAUAUUUGUUUAAAACUUGUAUACAACAUAUACAUCCUUUUAUCUCCCAAUAUAUUUCAGAAACACUGUUUUAGCAAAUAUUUUUCUGAUCACUAUCUAAGGAACCAGCAGAGAUGUGAAAAACAAAACAAGUUUGGCCCUUCCUAAGGCAAUGAAAGACACUUUAACAGCAAACUGUAAAUAGAUUGAUUUUCACUGUCCUAAAGGUAUGCAAAGGAACAUAUUGAAAGGAGCUACCAAUUAUUGUGAAGCAUUACAGUGUUUCUGCCACCUCUGUACAAAAGACAAUUUUACUUGUGUGACAGAUGGGCUCUGCUUUGUCUCUGUCACAGAGACCACAGACAAAGUUAUACACAACACCAUGUGUAUAGCUGAAACUGACUUAAUUCCUCGAGAUAGGCCAUUUGUAUGUGCACCCUCUUCAAAAACUGGGUCUGUGACAACAACAUAUUGCUGCAAUCAGGACCAUUGCAAUAAAAUAGAACUUCCAACUACUGGCCCUUUUUCAGUGAAGCCAUCACCUGGUCUUGGUCCCGUGGAACUGGCAGCUGUCAUUGCUGGACCGGUGUGCUUCGUCUGUGUCUCACUCAUGUUGAUGGUCUAUAUCUGCCACAACCGCACAGUCAUUCACCAUCGAGUGCCUAAUGAAGAGGAUCCUUCAUUAGAUCGCCCUUUUAUUUCAGAGGGUACUACAUUGAAAGACUUAAUUUAUGAUAUGACAACGUCAGGUUCUGGCUCAGGUUUACCAUUGCUUGUUCAGAGAACAAUUGCGAGAACUAUUGUGUUACAAGAAAGCAUUGGCAAAGGUCGAUUUGGAGAAGUUUGGAGAGGAAAGUGGAGGGGAGAAGAAGUUGCUGUUAAGAUAUUCUCCUCUAGAGAAGAACGUUCAUGGUUCCGUGAGGCAGAGAUUUAUCAAACUGUAAUGUUACGUCAUGAAAACAUCUUGGGAUUUAUAGCAGCAGACAAUAAAGACAAUGGUACUUGGACUCAGCUCUGGUUGGUGUCAGAUUAUCAUGAGCAUGGAUCCCUUUUUGAUUACUUAAACAGAUACACAGUUACUGUGGAAGGAAUGAUAAAACUUGCUCUGUCCACAGCGAGCGGUCUUGCCCAUCUUCACAUGGAGAUUGUUGGUACCCAAGGAAAGCCAGCCAUUGCUCACAGAGACUUGAAAUCAAAGAAUAUCUUGGUAAAGAAGAAUGGAACUUGCUGUAUUGCAGACUUAGGACUGGCAGUAAGACAUGAUUCAGCUACAGAUACAAUUGAUAUUGCUCCAAACCACAGAGUGGGAACAAAAAGGUACAUGGCCCCUGAAGUUCUCGAUGAUUCCAUAAAUAUGAAACAUUUUGAAUCCUUCAAACGUGCUGACAUCUAUGCAAUGGGCUUAGUAUUCUGGGAAAUUGCUCGACGAUGUUCCAUUGGUGGUAUUCAUGAAGAUUACCAGCUGCCUUAUUAUGAUCUUGUACCUUCUGACCCAUCAGUUGAAGAAAUGAGAAAAGUCGUUUGUGAACAGAAGUUAAGGCCAAAUAUCCCAAACAGAUGGCAGAGCUGUGAAGCCUUGAGAGUAAUGGCUAAAAUUAUGAGAGAAUGUUGGUAUGCCAAUGGAGCAGCUAGGCUUACUGCGUUGAGGAUUAAGAAAACAUUAUCACAACUCAGUCAACAGGAAGGCAUCAAAAUGUAAUUCUGCAGCUUUGCCUGAACUCGACUUUUUUCUUCAGAUCUGCUCCUGGGUUUUAAUAUGGGAGGUCAAUUGUUCUACCUCACUGAGAGGGAACAGAAGGAUGUUGCUUCCUUUUGCAGCAGUGUCAUAAAGUCAAUUAAAAACUUCCCAGGAUUUCUUUGGACCCAGGAAACAGCCAUGUGGGUCCUUUCUGUGCACUAUGAACGCUCUUUGCCAGGACAGUUACAAAAUGUUGUGUAGUCUACCUUUAUUUUUUAUUAACAAAACUUGUUUUUUAAAAAGAUGAUUGCUGGUCUUAACUUUAGGUAACUCUGCUGUGCUGAAGAUCAUCUUUAAGGGCAAAGGAGUUGGAUUACUGAGUUAUAAUAAAACAUUUCUUAUUAUUAAAGAAAGUGAUUUACUCCUGGUUAGUACAUUCUCAGAGGAUUCUGAACCACUAGAGUUUCCUUGAUUCAGACUUUGAAUGUACUGUCCUAUAGUUUUUCAGGAUCUUAAAACUAACACUUAUAAAACUCUUAUCUUGAGUCUAAAAAUGACCUCAUAUAGUAGUGAGGAACAUAAUUUAUGCAAUUGUAUUUUGUAUACUAUUAUUGUUCUUUCACUUAUUCAGAACAUUACAUGCCUUCAAAAUGGGAUUGUACUAUACCAGUAAGUGCCACUUCUGUGUCUUUCUAAUGGAAAUGAGUAGGAUUGCUGAAAGUCUCUAUGUUAAAACCUAUAGUGUUUGAAUUCAAAAAGCUUAUUUAUGUGGGUAACCCAAACUUUUUCUAUUUUGUUUUUUUGGAAAGGUUUUUGUGGUAUGUCAUUUGGUAUUCUAUUUUGAAAAUGCCAUUCUCCUACCAAAAUGUGCUUAAGCCACUAAAUAAAUGAAGUGGCAUUAAUUAGUAAAUUGUUAGCAUGAUCAUGUUUGAAUAUUCUCACAUCAAGCUUUUGCAUUUUAAUUGUGUUGUCUAAGUAUAAUUUUAAAAUAACAAGUGGCACUCUAGAUGCUUAUAGUACUUUAAUAUUUGUAUCAUACAGACUAAUUUUUCUAAAAGGGAAAGUUUGUCUAGCUGUUUGUGAAAAGUUAUGUGGUAUUCUGUAAGCCAUUUUUUUUCUUUCUGUGUUCAAAGACAGUGUUAUUUUUUUAAAAAAGGAAUUACAUUUAAAAUUAGAAUAUGGUUAAUGUUAAAUAAUAGGCCUUUUUCCAGGAAGGCAAAGGUAGUUAGUAAUUUGAAUAGAUAACAGAUGUGCAAAAGUCACAUUGGUUAUGUAGGAAUGUUUGGUGGAUCCUCUGUCUUUGUAACUGAGGUUAGAGCUAGUGUGAUUUUGAGGUCUCACUACACUUUGAGGAAGGCAGCUUUUAAUUCAGUGUUUCCUUAUGUGUGCGUACACUGCAACUGCUUACUUUACAUGUAAUUUAUGUAAUGCAUUCAGUGCACCCUUGAUAUCUGGAAGAGGUGGUAGCUAAAGAAUAUUCUGAGUAUAGGGUCUUCUCCAUUUAUACAGAUGUUUUUGUCAAGUUAAAUAUUGAAAGCAAACUUGUCAUGGUCUUCUCACAUUAAGUUGAAACUAGCUUGUAAUAACUGGUUUUUACUUCCAAUGCUAUAAAGUCUCUGCAGGGCUUUUGCAGUUUUCAAAGUCCUUUUAUCACUGUGAUCUUGUUCCAAGGGGAGGAAAAACUAUCCUAGCUGUGAGCCAAGACUUUGACUUUAUAGUGCUGUCAGUUCCCCAAUACAGGGUCCUAAUAACCAAUACAGUAUUUUAGUCAGGAAGAGGAAGUGGCCAUUUACACUGAAUGAGUUGCAUUCUGAUAAUGUCUUAUCUCUUAUACGUAGAAUAAAUUUGAAAGACUAUUUGGUCUUAAAACCAAAGUAAUUUUAGAAUGAGUGACAUACUACAUAGGAAUUUAGUGUCAAUUUUAUGUGUUUAAAAACAUCAUGGGGAAAACGUGCUUAGAGAUUACUAUUUUGACUACAAAAAGUUGAUUUUUUCUGUAGUUACCAUAAUUUCAUUGAAGCAAAUGAAUGAGUUUGAGAGGUUUGUUUUUAUAGUUGUGUUAUAUUACUUGUUUAAUAAUCUCUAAUCUUGUGAUCAGGUACUUUUUUUGUGGGUUUUUUGGGCCAUUUCUAAGCCUACCAGAUCUGCUUUAUGAAAUCCAGGGGACCAAUGCAUUUUAUCACUAAAACUAUUUUUAUAUAAUUUUAAGAACAUACCAAAAUUUGUCUGAUUUAAAGUUGUAAUACAUGAUUUCUCACUUUCAUGUAAGGUAAUCCACUUUUGCCGAAGAUAUUUUUUAUUGAAUCAAAGAUUGAGUUACAGUUAUACUUUUGUUACCCAAGUGGAUAAAAUGUACUUUCAAUGAAUCAGGGAAUUUUUUUAAAGUUGGAGUUUAGUUCUGAAUUGACUUUACAUAUUACUGCAGUUAAUUCCUUUUUUGGCUAGGGAUGGUUUGAUAAACCACAAUUGACUAAUAUUGAAAAUGAAAGUAACUUAAAAGAUGGGAUGGAUCAUGAUUACUGUCAAUAACUGCAGAUAAAUUUGAUUAGAGUAAUUAAUUUUGUCAUUUAAAAACACAGUUGUUUAUACUGCCCAUCCUAGGAUGCUCUCCUUCCAGGGUUCAACUUGGCUAAAACACCUUCAGUAAAUUGUGUGUCUAUAUUCAUUUUGCCAAUAGCCAGGAGGAGUGGGGAUGGGGGAAAUACGACUUAGUGGGCAUAGACAUCCCUGCUCCAUCCUUUCUGGCUCCAGCUGUUUCUUGCAACCUGCUUUCCUCCUUGCUGGUCCCUGACACAGAGACCGUUGCCUCCCCCACAGCCUUUUGACUGAAGAGCUGCUUUGGAGAUCUAGAGUACAAUGGCUGAUGAAAGUUGUGGGACAUAUUUCCUCUUUUUUUUCGUCAUUAGAAGUGGCAGGGAGGGGUCUCCACAUUUGGAGAUUGAGCAGAUGAGGCUUGGGAUGCCCCUGCUGGUUGCCCUCCUUUGACGUUAGCCAUGGAUGAGGAAUGGGAUAGCAGCAAGGUGGCUGCUGUGGCAGUGGGAGUUGUGCCAGAAACAGUGGCCAGUUGUAUCCCCCAUAAGACAGGGUAAGGUCCGAAGAGCUGAGCCUGUAAUUCUGCUGUAAUAAUGAUAGUGCUCAAGAAGUGCCUUGAGUUGGUGUACAGUGCCAUGGCCAUCAAGAAUCCCAGACUUCAGUUCUUAUUACAAAAUCUAAGUGGUCACUUCACGAUUUUGUAGUCCAUCCAUGGGUUACCUCUUUUCUGUAUGUCUGAGAACUGUCAGAUGGAGGCUGUUUCAUAAAACAAGAUGACAAAGAGAUAAUUGCACGACAAAAUCAGUAUGCCAUUAGUCACAUCAUCAAAAGCUUAUUUUUAUUCUUGCACUGGAAGAAUCAUAAGUCAACUGUUUCUUUUGUUUCUUAACCAUGGCAGUGUUCUGGCUCCAAAUCAUGGUGAUUCCAAAUAAUGGUUCUGUUACAGUUAGGCAGAAAAUGCCAACUCAGAUAUUUUGAGAUACUAAGGAUUAUCUCUGGACAUGUACUGCACCUUCUUGUCUCUGUUUUGGAUUACUGGAAUACCAAUGGGCCCUCUCUCUAAGAAUGCUGGACUUCUAGGAUAUUGUGAGGAUUGUCAGUACAUUAAACUUUUCAAUCCCAUUAUGCAAUCUUGUUUGUAAAUGUAAACUUUUAAAAAUACAGUUAAUAACAUUCAACCUGUUUCUUACAACUUAAAAGGAACUUCAGUGAAUUUGUUUUUAUUUUUUAACAAGAUUUGUGAAUUGAAUAUCAUGAACCGUGUUUUGAUAUCCCUCUUUCACGUUGUGCUAACGGAAUGGGGUGUUUGAUAUUUCUGUAUAUGUCAAGGAGAUGCUUCAAAAUAUCAAUUGCUUUAAACUUAAAUUACCUCUCAAGAGACCAAGGUACAUUUACCUCAUUGUGUAUAUAAUGUUUAGUAUUUGUCAGAGCAUUCUCCAGGUUUGCCGUUUUAUUUCUAUGAAGUAUGGGUAUUAUGUUGCUCAUUUACUCUAAUGGUACUGUAUUGUUUGUGUUUGUACCCCAGAUAACAUCAUCUGUACUUUGUUUUCUGUAUUGUAUUUGUGCAGAAUACUUUUGGCUUUAUCAGUGUAAUCUCUGCCCUUUAAGAUAUGUACAGAAAAUGUCCAUACAAAUUUCCAUUUAAGUUGAAACUGAGAAGCCUGUAAAGAGAAAAAAAACAUAAGCUGUGUUUCCCCAUAAGUUUUUUGAGUUGUAUAUUGUAUUUGUAGUAAUAUUCCAAAUGAAUGUAAAUAGGAAAUAGAAGAGUGAUGCUUAUGUUAAGUCCUAACACUGCAGUAGAAGAAUGGAAGCAGUGCAAAUAAAUUACAUUUUUCCCAAGUGCCAGUGGCAUAUUUUAAAAUAACGUGUGUAUGCUGGAAUGA